AAGGGGUCACCGCCGCAACUCCGCUGCAGCCGCCGCCAUCGCCGUCGUGGAGCAGGGAGCCCGGAGGAGAGAGAGACGAUUCGCAAACGAGAUGGAGAGAGAGGACGAAGACGCGACGCAAGAGAGAAGGAGGCUGUUCCGCCGUGCACUGUCGUCGCUCCUGGGGUCGAUUGAAGCCGCCGCCGCUGCUAGGACUUGCCGUGCUUUUGUCCUCACUUUCGGCUUCUACGAUUACUUCCUGCAACAAUAUAUUUUCGUCUGUGGUUGAACUCUAAAGAGCACAUUGAAUCAUGAUUGAUUUAACUUAUAGCUCAUGCUGAAGAAUUGAGGCAACUGAUGACUCCUAUCCUUUCUCUCAAGUUCCAGUGAUUGCUUCACGUGUUAUAAGUUGUAUAUGAUGCCAUUGGAACUCUAGCUGAAGCUGUUGGUGGGGAGCUGAAUCAGCCUGUUUAUCUUGACAUUCUCAUGCCACCAUUAAUAGGGAAAUGGUGGCCCAUGAACAUCAUGAUGACAACGACGAGGAGAAAAUGACACCGUUCUUGGUGGCAGCAAAGUACGGCAUAGUUGAAUUGGUGGAAGAGAUUCAAUCCAGGAUACCAAGUGCCAUCUACAACCCCAACUUAAGGAAGCGAAACGUGUUACUGGUAGCAGUGAUAAAUAAGCAACCCCUUGUCAUUGAGAAAUUGAGGAAGAUAAUAUCGACUUCGAAACCAAAAGUUUGGGAGAACAUGGUGCUGGCAACAGAUUAUAAGGAGAACACAAUGUUGCACUUGGCGGCAAAACAGCCUCUUGGCAAGGACAGUGUCUCUUGAACGAGAAGAUGAAGAUGAUGAUAACGAGGAGACCAAGUCUGACAACCAGGACUCAAAAGAGAACCAGAUUUUUAAACUCGAGAUACUAGCUGGAAAUGCCAGAAAAGUGAGCGCUGUUCGGUUCGAAAGGAUAAAUGGUGAGGAUGAGAUGUUGGAGGCCAAAGAAGUAACUCACUUUGUCCCUAAAAUUGUGAAGAGAAAAUGGAAUAAUGGUGAGGACUCGGACGAUGCAGACUACGAUGGAGAUGCAUUUGCGAAGAGACCGCAGCACGAGAUUUCUAGCGACUAUAUAGAUGAUCAGGAAAAUUCUGACAGAGAUUAAGGUUCACUCUUUUCAUUUUUUGUUCUUCUUUAGAUCUAUUUGGCAUGUUUUGGUGCCAUUUUUGCAACACCAUGUAAGAUGGGAAGGUACAUAUUGAAAAUGAGAAUCAAUAAUGUGAACACAUUCAUAAUUUUGUUCAAAAGAGAAUGGGGGGUGUUUACACCAAUAAGCCUUGUAACUCAAUUGAGAUUAGCCCUUUUUGCAAGUUUUGAAAUCAUGGGUGUGAUGAUCAUCAUCAUAAUGAGGGAUUGAUCUUCUACUUAACUCCUUUAUCAUUUGUUUGCACAUUUAAUGUCAAUGUACCACCAAAAGAAAACUCAGGUGAAAAUUUUCAUGAAUUAGUUUCAUGUGCAAACUUACCCAUCGAAUUUAUUUAUGAAAAGUUUUCUUUUUUUUUAAUCCGCUAAUCAAGAACUUUUUUUUUGACAAAAAUUUUAUAUAUUAAAUAAUUUCGGAUAAACGGUGGAGUAUAUCACUUUUCAUAUUAGUAUUAAAAAAAAUGAGUUAAUCUUAACAUCCCAAAAUGGUGCAACUAAAAUAUAGCAAAGUAUCUAAAACUAUCACUAGAACUAUAUUGAAUAGAGAGAACAAAACGUGCUUGAAUAUCAAUAUUUUAAUAUGAAUAACAAAAUGCUCAUUGAGACAUUGAGUCAAAGUUUAGCUUCCUUUAAAAAAAAAGGUCUUUGUUUCCGUGUGGAACUGUGGAUCCCCCGCCUAGGUUGCUAUAUAAUAUAGUCUUAUGUUAUUAUUAUUUCUUUGUCGUUUUACUUUUUGGUAUCCAAAUCCAACAACUAUUUGGUGUUCAUAUUGCAGAGCUAGCUGUUGCAGCGGUAAAACUAUGAUCAUAUAUAAAUUGUUAACAUAACCAAUAUUAAAAAAUGUUCAUGUGUGUUUUAGUUUAGAGUAGAAAUGAUGUACUUAAGAUUAGUUAAUUGGAUUGCAUUGCAUCUUAGUUGGCUAUAAAUCCUCAUUAGUUGCUUGUUAUUUUCCAUUCUAUCAUUCUUGCCUCUGUUUUCAGUCCCAAGUAAACCAGUUUCUGUUGAACCAAAUCAAUAUCAGGCCAUGGGGUCUCUUUUGUUGCUGCAAUUUCAAAUCAUUUUGUGUCUACAUAUGUUCUUCACUUCUUUCUCUUCGUCUUCGUCUUUGUCUCUGCCUUUAUGCCAUCCUGACCAAAACUCUGCCUUGCUUCAACUCAAGAACUCGCUAAAAGUUGAUGGAUGGGAAAAUGGAACAGAUUGCUGUUCGUGGCCUGCUGUCACGUGUGAAUCCACGUCUGGUCACGUGAUUGGUCUCGACCUCAGCUGGCAUGGGCUUGAAGGUAAAAACAAUUCUACAAGUAGUCUUUUCCAUCUUACUCAUCUCCAAAAGAUCAACCUUGCUCACAAUAGUUUCUAUGGUCCUCUAUUACCAUCUCAGUUUGGCGGGUUUGUGAAUCUUACACACUUGAACUUGUCUUGGUGUUCUUUUGAAGGUGAUAUUCCUUCUAAAAUCUCAUAUCUUUCCAAAUUAGUCUCAUUAGAUCUCUCAGGUAACUUAAAUCUAAAGUGGACAGAAACCACUUGGAAGAGGCUGCUGCGAAAUGCAGAGAUCUUUCUAGAUUAUACAGAUAUGUCAUCAAUUCGUCUAAGUUCUUUGUCUUUAAUCACCAAUUGGUCUUUCUCUUCGGUUACUCUUGGUCUUAGUAACACAAAUAUAACGGGAUAUUUGACAAGUGAUAUUCUUUGUUUGCCCAAUCUUAAAGAGCUACAUCUAUAUGGAAACACAUACCUUCAAGUCCAUGUUUCUAGAUUGAAUUGCAAUGCUUCUGUUAGUAUUUUGGAUCUUUCAUUUUGUGAGUUCCAAGGAUCAAUGAUCCCUUCAUCUUUCUCUAAUCUCACAUAUCUCACUUCUUUGACUUUGUUUGAAUGUGGCCUUAAUGGUUCAAUUCCCUCUUCACUUUCAAACCUUCAACAUCUCACUCACUUGGACCUUUCAUCUAAUAGUAUCUUCGGCUCGAUCCUAUCCUCAUUUUCAAACCUUCAACAUCUCACUUACUUGGAUCUUUCAAACAAUAAUCUAACCGGUGCAGUCCCAGCAUCUUUCUCAAAGCUAGAGCUUCUCACUCAUUUAGACCUUUCAUCCAAUGAACUCUGGUUCAAUCCCUUCAUCUCUUUGGAAGCUUCAAGAUCUUGUUGUCUUGGAUCUUUCUUACAAUGAACUAAGUGGUCAACUUCCAGAUAUAUUUGGUGGGCUAAAUAAACUGCAAACUCUCAAUCUUGGGAAAAACAAAAUACAGGGAAAGUUGCCAUUCUCAUUGUUUACAUUGACUCAACUUUCCAUCUUGGAUUUUUCUUCUAAUAAAUUUGAAGGGCCCUUACCUAAUCAAAUAGCAGGUUUUUCAAAUCUGACUGAAUUAUAUCUGGAUGACAACUUGUUAAAUGGGACAAUUCCUUCUUGGUGUUUAUCUUUGCCGCUUUUGAAACAUUUAAACCUUUCAAGUAACCAAUUCACAGGAAAUCUAAGUG
Molecule: messenger RNA, 3638 nt
Organism: Arachis ipaensis
Lineage: Eukaryota; Viridiplantae; Streptophyta; Magnoliopsida; Fabales; Fabaceae
Source: RefSeq, a predicted model, not a curated record